Molecule: messenger RNA, 2169 nt
Organism: Verticillium dahliae VdLs.17
Lineage: Eukaryota; Fungi; Ascomycota; Sordariomycetes; Glomerellales; Plectosphaerellaceae
Product: medium-chain specific acyl-CoA dehydrogenase
Exons: 4
Coding region: 1-1701 (566 amino acids)
Molecular function (GO): heme binding; flavin adenine dinucleotide binding; acyl-CoA dehydrogenase activity
Source: RefSeq, a predicted model, not a curated record
AUGGCUCCCUCACCCCCCACCGAAACCUACUCGCGCGACGAUGUGGCCAAGAACAACCACAGCGACGCCCUGUGGACCAUCAUCGAUUCCAAGGUCUACGACCUGACCGACUUCCUUGAUGCCCACCCCGGUGGCGCCGCCGUCCUCCUCCAGGUCGCCGGCAAGGACGCCACGGCCGACUUUUACAACCUGCACCGCCACGAAGUCCUCACAAAGUACGACAAGACCCUGCUCAUCGGCACCGUCGCCGGCGAGACCCCGCAGGUCGUCCAGCCCGGCCCCGGAGAGCUCUCCCAGGUCCCCUACGCCGAGCCCCUCUGGCUGACCCCGGCCUUCCGCUCGCCCUACUUCAACGACAGCCACCGCCGCCUGCAGCGCGCCAUGCGUGAGUUCACAGACCGCUACGUCACCCCCGAGGCCCGCGAGUGCGAGGACUCUGGCGAGUACAUCUCCCAGGCCCUCAUCGACCGCAUGUCCGCCGCCGGCGUCCUGCACAUGCGUCUCGGUCCCGGCCCCCACCUUCACGGCGUCGAGCUGCUCGGGGGCGUCGUCGACGGCAAGGAGUUUGACUACUUUCACGACAUGAUCGUCAGCCAGGAGCUGUCCCGCACGGGCGCCCGUGGCUUCCAGGACGGCAACAUGGCCGGCAUGACCAUUGGUCUCACUGUUGUGCUCAACUUUGCCGAGCCCGAGCUCCGCGACAGGAUUUCCAAGGAGGUCUUCAGCGGCAAGAAGAAGAUUUGCCUGGCCAUCACAGAGGCCUUUGCUGGCAGUGACGUUGCUGGUAUCCGUACGACAGCAAAGAAGACGGCAGACGGCAAGCACUACAUAGUGAACGGCACGAAGAAGUGGAUUACAAAUGGUGUCUUUUCUGAUUAUUCUGUGGUCGCGGUACGUACCGACAAGGGCCUGAGCGUCUUGUUGGUCGAGCACGGAGAGGGCGUCGAGGCCAAGCAGAUCAAGACGAGCUACUCCACAACAGCAGGCACGGCAUACAUCACAUACGAUGACGUGAAGGUGCCUGUUGAGAACCUGUUGGGCGCGGAGAACAAUGGCAUCCACGUUGUGCUGAGCAACUUUAACCACGAGAGGUGGAACAUGGCCAGCGCCACGGUCCGCAACUGCAGGCUCGUCGUCGAGGAGUCCCUCAAGUGGGCUAACCAGCGACUCGUUUUUGGCAAACGUCUCAUCGAGCAGCCCGUUAUCAGGCAGAAGCUUGCUAAGAUGAUCGCCCUCACCGAGGCCAACCAGUCCUGGCUCGAGACCAUCACCUACCAAAUGUGCAACAUGCCCUACAAGGAGCAAUCCAAGCAUCUUGGCGGUCCCAUUGGUCUCCUAAAAAUGUCCACAACACGCGCCGCCCACGAGAUUGCCGACGAGGCCGUCCAGAUCUGGGGUGGUCGUGGCCUGACGAGGACCGGUAUGGGCCGCAUCAUUGAGGGCUUCAACAGGGGCGUCAAGUUCGACGCCAUCUUGGGAGGCGCUGAGGAGGUGCUCGGCGACUUGGGUGUGAGGCAGGCUUUGCGGCACAUGCCCAAGGAGAGGCUCCAGGGUGGUAUCGACGGCAGCAGUGCUUCCCACACCCCCGCUGUGAGGAUGAUCAGUGCCGUCACAUUAUACAAAUCCACCCAGACGAGGGAGAAGGGGGUUUUGCUUACCGAGGCGAACCUCGCCUGCAACACUUCGCAUUCCCUGUCUUGAUCCUGACGGGAACCACCGUCUGGGAUCAUCCACCGCCGAGAAAGCAGCAGCGGGCUCUGCCACUCCCCCAACCGCCAUGUCCGCCCAGGUCCGAAUCCACCAGAAUCGAAAGCGAGUUUCGAAAACGAUCCACCCGCAAGCGUCCCCGUUUCGUUCGUGCCAUCAUCAUCCAACGAUUCGGUCAUCUUGGGCCGAUAGCCAAGAUGUAUCGUAAUCGAGCGCGAGAGGUAUCAUGUUGUGCGUGAGAAAGAAGUCCGUGAUUCAUGCUUUUCUGAGACAAGAAAAACUUUUCCGUUUGUGCCGAUGUCGUUUACCUGUGUGCCGUGUGGUCGUCGAAAGAGGAGGAGACCAGUAUACAUAGCUGUCAUAAUAAACAGCGCUCGUCGGAGAACUAGAGUCCGUGUCGCGGCGAAGCCAAAGCAAUGGCUUUCACAACGAGCAUUCAUUCUUGCUGUCCAUUCCGGACAG